GUUUAUUCUGGCGACCACGGUCCUGAUCGCGCUGUGCUGGCUGUGAUUGGCCGGAGCCGGAGAAGCACGUAACAGUCUCCUCUCACCUCCUAGCUGCAUCCUUGAACCGGGAGAGGACACUGCCGGCACAGUGGUGUGCCAGGCCCAUGGGGACAGGAAGCUCGCCUCACUGAUGUGGCAGUAAAGGGGGUGUGUGACUGGCCCCUAGGGGCCCCCAAUCUGUCACAGGAUGCGGCUACUCAGGGCCCUGAUGAGACAGGCUACCGUACCCGGGCUUGUGGAUUACUAUUCCAAGUUCUCCCCGUCCCCCCUCUCCAUGAAGCAGUUCCUGGAUUUCGGAUCUGUCAAUGCUUGUGAAAAGAUAUCAUUUAAAUUUUUACGGCAAGAAUUACCUGUGCGAUUAGCGAAUAUAAUGAAAGAAAUAAAUUUGCUGCCGGACAACCUCCUAAAGAUGCCUUCCAUUAAGCUGGUGCAGAGCUGGUAUGUUCAGAGCUUCCAGGAGAUAGUCGAUUUUAAAGACACAAACGCAGAGGACCCAGGAACAGUCAGACGUUUUGCAGAAACCGUGACCACCAUCAGGAAUCGGCACAAUGAUGUCAUCCCAACCAUGGCUCAGGGCGUGGUGGAGUAUAAGGACAGCUUUGGCGUUGAUCCAGUGACAUCUCAGAACGUGCAGUAUUUCUUGGAUCGCUUCUAUAUGAGUCGCAUAUCAAUAAGAAUGCUGCUUAAUCAGCAUACUUUGCUGUUUGGUGGAGAAGUGAAGGUGAAUCCUGCUCACCCGAAGCACAUUGGCAGUAUAGACCCAUCAUGCAAUGUGAUUGACGUUGUAAGAGAUGGAUAUGAGAAUGCAAAACAGCUGUGUGACUUAUAUUAUAUGAGCUCUCCAGAAUUGGAACUGGUGGAGUUCAACGCUAAGAACCCAGGGCAACAAAUCCAGGUGGUUUAUGUGCCUUCCCAUCUGUACCACAUGGUAUUUGAGCUUUUUAAGAACUCAAUGCGUGCGACCAUGGAAUUCCACGCCGACACAGGGGUCUACCCUCCAGUCAAAGUGCAGGUGGCCCUGGGGAGUGAAGACUUAACUGUUAAGCUCAGUGAUCGUGGUGGUGGCGUCCCUCUGCGGAAAAUUGAUAGACUGUUUAACUACAUGUAUUCUACCGCUCCGCCACCUAGGAUGGAGACAUCUCGUGCAACACCAUUGGCUGGGUUCGGCUAUGGCCUGCCUAUAUCAAGACUCUAUGCCCAGUACUUUCAAGGAGAUUUGAAAUUAUAUUCUUUAGAGGGAUAUGGAACCGAUGCAGUAAUAUAUAUUAAGGCAUUAUCCACAGAGUCCAUAGAGAGGCUCCCGGUGUAUAAUAAGUCAGCGUGGAAGCAUUAUAAAGCCAACCACAAGGCAGAUGACUGGUGUGUGCCGAGCAGUGAACCGAAAGACAUGACCACGUUCCGCAGCAACUGAUCACCCACAUUGUCACUACAACGCUAGCACUCAGCUUGUUAUCUUGUCCUGUUGCAUCUUUUCUAGAACUCAGUGGAUAUACAUAUAUAUAAUAUUGCGCACUCUGCAAUAAAAUGUAUUUUUUAAAACUGUAGAUUCUUGUUUACCCCAAAGGAACACAGUAGUUUGCAAAAUGCGUAGGGUAGUAAUCUACAAAACCAGAUGAGUAGAAAUGUAAAAAUCUAUUUUUCUUUCACAAUCCUGACGUAUGUUAGCCUAAUUUGUAUGCAUACACCCUUGUGUGAACACCUUGGUCAUAACCUACGAGCUAAUUUUGAUGGCAGCAACUUCAAAUAAUGGCGACAUUAGAACCAACACAAUCCGUUCUACGUGACUCUUCAACUCCCUGACGCUAUUUGUGGUAUCUUCGCACGUCACAAGUUGGGUUUUCUGCAGAUUUCUUUCCAUACCUGUUGCGCCAGGCAGUGAUUUUCAUAGAUGGCGUCCUUUUCUUUAUUGAUCAUUGCUUUAUUAGUUUAUAUUUGUUUGUGGGGGUUUUUUUUUCUUUCUUGUUACUGCGUUUCUAAAAGGAAAGCUUAAGCUAUAUAACGACAGGGCAUAUGGCCGGCGGGACGGCUGAUAUAACAAUACAGAAGGUCGCCUGUACACACAGAAUGAUAUAGCGCAAUAUAUCAUUCAUACGCCUGAUUCAGUUGCAUGCUGUAGGCCGCCAGGUCGUCCUAUCUGACGGGCAGAACAGCAGAUGGGACGACCCCGACGUCGGGCACACAAUCAUGGGUACACAUCAGACGAUGUGUACGAAAUGUCGCUCCAAUCCGCAGGAUCGGAUAACAUAUCGUCUGAUGUGUACCCAGCCUAAAGGCCCAUACACACUGGUCGAUGUAUCGGCCGUUCUCCUGAACGGCCGAUACAUCGCGGGACCGUCGGCCAGUGUGUACGGGCGAUACGUCUGUGAACUCCGUCGUUCACAGACGUAUCGCGUUGGCCGCGCAGCACAGCCGACAGCCAAUAUAUCUAACGAUAUAUUGGCGCGUCGCUGUGUGUGUACGGGGCGGUCGUCCGACCGCCCGUACACAUGCUGCGACGGCCGGCGGUGAUUGACAGGUGAACAGGGCGAGCGCCCGCCCGCCCAGUUCAUGACGUCAGUCCCCCGACGGAUCGGGCUGUGUGUAUGCACAGCACACUGCCCGAUCCGUACAUAGAUAUCAAUUGAUCUGCAGAUAUAUCUAAUAGUGUGUACCCACCUUAAGACAACACAGAUUUUUAUUUAACUGUUGUGUAUUAGUUUUUGUUUUGUUUUUGAUUUUUACUUUGCAUUCUUUGCACAGUGACUUUGCAUGUAAAAUAUAUUUUUGUUGUGCCUUUUUAAUAAUUGAAUCUUAAAGAAUGAUUGUAAAUCAAAA
Molecule: messenger RNA, 2856 nt
Organism: Pseudophryne corroboree (corroboree frog)
Lineage: Eukaryota; Metazoa; Chordata; Amphibia; Anura; Myobatrachidae
Gene: PDK1
Product: pyruvate dehydrogenase kinase 1
Exons: 11
Coding region: 230-1453 (407 amino acids)
Biological process (GO): regulation of glucose metabolic process; protein phosphorylation
Cellular component (GO): mitochondrion
Molecular function (GO): pyruvate dehydrogenase (acetyl-transferring) kinase activity
Source: RefSeq, a predicted model, not a curated record